Saccharomyces mikatae IFO 1815 is the source of this 2256-nucleotide messenger RNA. RefSeq names its product alpha,alpha-trehalase NTH1 (gene NTH1). Gene Ontology annotation, biological process: trehalose catabolic process. The record is from RefSeq and is a predicted model, not a curated record. The transcript has a single exon. NCBI's taxonomy places the organism in Eukaryota, Fungi, Ascomycota, Saccharomycetes, Saccharomycetales, Saccharomycetaceae. Bases 1 to 2256 code for a protein of 751 amino acids. Gene Ontology annotation, cellular component: cytoplasm. Gene Ontology annotation, molecular function: calcium ion binding; alpha,alpha-trehalase activity.
AUGAGCCAAGUUAAUACAAGUCAAGGACCAGUGGCACAGGGGCGUCAAAGAAGAUUGUCGUCGCUAAGUGAGUUUAAUGACCCAUUUUCGAAUGCUGAAGUUUAUUAUGGUCCAACGACCGACCCAAGGAAGCAGAAACAGGCAAAGCCCGCGAAGAUUAAUCGGACAAGGACUAUGAGUGUUUUCGACAAUGUCUCUCCCUUCAAGAAAACUGGGUUUGGUAAACUUCAACAGACUAGGCGUGGUUCUGAAGAUGACACUUAUUCAAGCAGCCAAGGAAAUCGUCGUUUCUUCAUCGAAGAUGUUGAUAAGACGCUCAAUGAACUACUGGCCGCUGAGGAUACUGAUAAAAACUAUCAGAUCACCAUCGAAGAUACCGGUCCUAAGGUCCUGAAAGUCGGUACUGCAAACUCUUACGGUUAUAAACAUAUCAAUAUUAGGGGUACAUAUAUGUUAUCUAAUUUGUUACAGGAAUUGACUAUUGCAAAGAGUUUUGGUAGGCAUCACAUUUUCUUAGAUGAAGCACGCAUAAACGAAAAUCCUGUCAACAGGUUAUCAAGAUUGAUUAAUACACAGUUCUGGAAUUCCCUUACCAGAAGAGUUGAUUUGAACAAUGUAGGAGAAAUUGCAAAAGAUACUAAGAUUGAUACGCCGGGGGCAAAAAACCCAAGAAUUUAUGUUCCUUAUGAUUGUCCAGAACAAUACGAAUUUUAUGUCCAAGCUUCUCAAAUGCAUCCAUCUUUAAAAUUAGAAGUUGAAUAUUUACCAAAAAAAAUAACUGCAGAGUACGUUAAGUCUGUCAAUGACACCCCUGGUUUAUUAGCGCUAGCCAUGGAGGAACAUUUCAAUCCUUCCACUGGUGAAAAAACACUUAUUGGUUACCCCUAUGCUGUUCCUGGUGGUAGAUUCAAUGAAUUAUAUGGUUGGGAUUCCUAUAUGAUGGCUUUAGGUCUCCUAGAAGCUAAUAAGACUGAUGUCGCAAGGGGUAUGGUAGAGCAUUUUAUUUUUGAGAUCAAUCAUUACGGGAAAAUAUUGAAUGCAAAUAGAAGUUAUUAUUUAUGCAGAUCACAACCUCCAUUUCUAACUGAAAUGGCCUUAGUGGUGUUCAAAAAACUCGGUGGUAAGAGUAAUCCCGAUGCUGUCGAUUUACUAAAAAGAUCUUUCAAAGCCAGCAUAAAAGAAUAUAAAACUGUUUGGACCGCCUCUCCAAGACUUGAUCCGGAAACGGGUUUGUCUAGAUACCAUCCUAAUGGUCUCGGCAUUCCUCCAGAAACUGAAAGUGACCACUUUGAUACUGUUUUACUGCCAUAUGCAUCGAAACACGGCGUUACAUUGGAUGAGUUCAAGACACUUUAUAACGAUGGUAAGAUAAAGGAGCCUAAACUAGAUGAGUUCUUUCUCCACGACCGCGGCGUUAGAGAAUCUGGGCAUGACACCACAUAUAGAUUUGAAGGUGUAUGCGCUUACCUUGCAACUAUUGAUUUAAAUUCCCUUCUUUACAAAUAUGAGAUCGAUAUAUCAAACUUCAUAAAGGAAUUUUGCGAUGAUAAGUAUGAAGAUCCUUUGGAUCAUUCCAUAACCACUUCAGAUACUUGGAAAGAAAUGGCUAAAAUCAGACAAGAGAAAAUAACUAAAUACAUGUGGGAUGACGAAUCAGGUUUUUUCUUUGACUAUAAUACGAAGAUCAAACAUAGAACUUCAUAUGAAUCGGCAACUACGUUUUGGGCAUUAUGGGCGGGCCUUGCGACGAAGGAGCAAGCACAGAAAAUGGUGGAGAGAGCAUUGCCUAAGUUGGAAAUGCUUGGAGGUCUCGCUGCGUGUACAGAGCGCUCUAGAGGUCCAAUUUCCAUUUCAAGACCAAUUAGGCAAUGGGACUAUCCAUUUGGUUGGGCACCUCACCAAAUUCUUGCUUGGGAAGGUCUUCGCUCUUAUGGUUAUAUAACUGUGACAAACAGGCUAGCAUAUAGAUGGCUUUUCAUGAUGACAAAGGCAUUUGUUGAUUACAAUGGUAUUGUAGUGGAAAAAUAUGAUGUCACAAGAGGAACAGAUCCUCAUCGUGUGGAAGCAGAAUACGGUAAUCAAGGUGCCGAUUUCAAAGGUGCCGCUACUGAAGGUUUUGGUUGGGUCAAUGCCAGUUAUAUUCUUGGCUUGAAGUAUAUGAACAGUCACGCAAGAAGAGCGCUUGGUGCUUGCAUUCCACCAAUCUCCUUCUUUAGCAGUUUGAGACCUCAAGAAAGAAGUCUUUAUGGACUAUAG